AGCGCAGACUGGAGAGCAUCCUCACAGGUAACAUAGAGAUAUGGCAGUGAAUGGAAUUAUGGUGUGUGCACUUGUGGCUGCACUGCUCGUGCAUGGCAUGGCAUCAGCCUCCCAGUCACCUACAGAUGGAGACACCAGAGAGAGUGGGAUCCUACAGCAGCUCCUGGCCACCAGGGGGAAAACAAGAAACAGCAAGGACUCAGUCGCUAGACCGGACCAGAAAUUCCAGACUCGCAUGACACGGAUGGAGAGGCUGGCACACCUGUCAGAGGAUGAGCGCGAGUUGCUGACAAAACAAAUUAUGCAAACAAUUUCAGAGAUAAUGAACUCUGAGUGCAUGUCAGAUCGGGACUACCAGGGUUGGGUGGACUUCGGCCGUCGCAGCACAGACUGAAGACCCGACAAUGGCAACAACUGUGAUGACACUGACGAGAUUCAUACUGUCAAAAAUGAAUGUCACCCUAAAACUCUAUAA
Lampris incognitus (smalleye Pacific opah) is the source of this 475-nucleotide messenger RNA. Its product is annotated as cholecystokinin. Gene Ontology annotation, cellular component: extracellular region; axon. Gene Ontology annotation, biological process: digestion. The coding region runs from base 41 to 394 and encodes 117 amino acids. NCBI's taxonomy places the organism in Eukaryota, Metazoa, Chordata, Actinopteri, Lampriformes, Lampridae. Gene Ontology annotation, molecular function: neuropeptide hormone activity. The transcript has 3 exons. The record is from RefSeq and is a predicted model, not a curated record.